AUGGUCGCGCCCCCGGUCCUGGACGAGGUCCGGGAUGUGUGGCUGCUGCGUGGCGGCACGUAUGCAUAUUGUACCGUACAGAUUACUCCAUACCACCUUUGCCUGGUGCAUGAUGGCCGCACCGACACGCUCGAUAUCCCAUUGAUCGCGCACGCCCAGCGCGAAGCGUCGGCCCCCGCACAAGGCGCGCGGGGCGUGCGCUACCUGCUCGUGCUGUACCUCUGCACGCACGAGCAGUUUCUGCUGGGAUUCAGCGAGGAAAGCGUGCUGCUGCGUGUCAUGGAGAAGCUCAAAGAGGCCGCGAGCAUCGAUUCCGUCGAGCGGAUGUACGCGUUUUUCGAGCCGCCGGCGGUGCCGAGCGAGGGGUGGCGCCUCUACAAUCCUGCGGCCGAGUUCAAGCGGCAGGGCGUCGGCUCGGUGAGCAAGGCGUGGCGCUUCUCGACGAUCAACACGGGCUACGAGAUGAUUCCCACGUAUCCUGCCCUGCUCGUCGUGCCGGCGCACAUUAGCGACUCGACGCUGACGUACGCGGCCAAGUACAGGAGCAAGGCGCGCAUUCCGGCGCUGACCUACCUGCACUGGUCGGGCCACGGGUCCAUCACGCGGUGCUCGCAGCCAAUGGUCGGCCUCAAGCAGAACCGCUCUGUCCAGGACGAGAAGCUGAUCGAGGCCAUCUUUGCGACACACCGCGCGGCCGACGGAAACGCACCGGAGCCGGUAUACGGCGCGACGCCGACGAACCUCAUUAUCGAUGCACGGCCCACGACCAAUGCCAUGGCCAACAUCGCAAAGGGCGCGGGCACAGAAAACAUGGAAAACUACCGCAACUGCAAAAAGGUAUACCUCGGCGUGGACAAUAUCCAUGUGAUGCGCGACUCGCUGAACCGCGCCGUCUUGGUGCUCCGCGCGGAUGCGCGCUCGGCCCUCGAAGGCCACGAGCCGCAGCCGGUCGACCAACUGGCGCUGCGCCGCUCCAACUGGCUCAAGCACCUGGGCGCGAUCCUCGACGGGACGCUGCUGAUCGUGCGCAACGUACACAUCAAUGCCUCGCACGUGCUUGUGCACUGCUCCGACGGCUGGGACCGCACCGCGCAGCUCACGUCGCUCGCGGCGCUGUGCCUGGAUCCUUACUACCGCACCCUGCACGGCUUUGCCGUGCUCAUCGAAAAGGACUGGCUCAGCUUUGGGCACCGCUUCCAGGACCGCAGCGGGCUCGUGGGGCUCGGCGCAAACAAAUUUGACAUGACCGUGCCGCAAAACGAACCCCUCUUUGACGCGGACGGGCAGGUGGUGCCAAUCGAUGAUACCCUGGUCGAGACCGGAGGGAACAGCUCGUUUUGGGGCUUUACCAAGCACAUCACAGCGCAGUUCCAGGGAAGCGCGGCUCAACAGCGCGCGCCCAUCUUUCACCAGUUCCUCGACUGCGUCGCGCAGCUCCAAGCGCAGUUUCCGGAACGCUUUGCGUUCAACGGCGCGUUCCUCGCCGCGCUCCUGCGCCAUGUCUAUGCGGGCGACACCGGUACGUUUUUGUACAACACCGAGCGGGAACGGCGCAUGCCGCGUGCCAACGGCCUCGCACCGGUGGACUGCACUCGCAGCGUGUGGGACCUCCUCUUCCAGGACGAGGUAGUGACACGCUGGGCCAAUCCCCAGUACAACCCCAAGCUCGACGACCGCGACGCGCCGGGCGGCGAUAUGGGCGUCCUGUUUCCGGCCACGAGCCACCUGCGCUUCUCCAGCGAUCUGUUCUGCCGGCCGUACGCGGAGCUCAAUUCGCGCCUCGACUCCGAGACCGAGGAAAAGAAACGGCUCCAGGAACGCCUCGCACACGCAGGGCGCGAGGCCAAGGCGGAUGUGCCGAGUCACGAGCCGGACGCGUUCGACGAGCAGCUGCAGGCUGCAACGACGCGCAUGCGCUCGCUCUUUAGCGACGGAUGGGGACGCGUCCAAGGCGCCAUGCGCUCCGCCGGCCUCGAGCAGCGCGAGUCGAUUCCAGUGGAGGCCGUCGCGCCCGCCUCGCCGCCGCCGCCGCCGCCGCCGCCGGCGCGGGUCGUCCCUGCAAAUCCAGCGAACCCCUGGGCAUACACCCCCCCGCGCCCAAAGCAAGCCGAGACGCCGCCGCCGCCCUCGCCACCGCCGCAGGCGCCCCCGGGGACCACCGCGGAUCCCCUUGGCGCCUGGCAGGAUUCGUAG
This is a messenger RNA of Malassezia japonica, 2193 nucleotides long. RefSeq lists its product as uncharacterized. Gene Ontology annotation, biological process: phosphatidylinositol dephosphorylation. The coding region runs from base 1 to 2193 and encodes 730 amino acids. Lineage: Eukaryota; Fungi; Basidiomycota; Malasseziomycetes; Malasseziales; Malasseziaceae. The transcript is spliced from 2 exons. Gene Ontology annotation, molecular function: phosphatidylinositol-3-phosphate phosphatase activity. Gene Ontology annotation, cellular component: membrane. The record is from RefSeq and is a predicted model, not a curated record.